AUGAACCCCCGCGUUGAAGACGUACUACUCGAAGUGCCGAUUGAGCCAAGUCGAACGCGGAGAUCUCCGAAAUCGACGACAGUGUUUGAACCGCUUCGGAUAUAUCUCCAUUAUGACGAGUCCGUGCUGAAUCUGCCUAGUGAAAAACAGCUGUUUGUAAAUAGUUCUCUUCUACCUGAAGCUGCUGGUUACUGGGAGGAUGUGCUUCGGGUGGCACGUACGGAAGCUCCCAUACGCCUUCGACGAAAAUGUACCUCAUCGUUCUACUACUAUCGCAAUGAGAAAAAGACGAUAGCAUGUGAUCGAGGCUGCCGGGCGGAGACGAACUGCGGUGAGAGCACUAUACCAGCGGAACAUCUGCUGGUAGGCCAUUACAUUACCGAUUCACUUGAUCCUACUUUCAAUUCCAUAUCUCCUGUUACAUUUCUAGCUUACAUAUACCAAAAUUUCGUACAGUUU
Messenger RNA from Haemonchus placei, 459 nucleotides. NCBI's taxonomy places the organism in Eukaryota, Metazoa, Nematoda, Chromadorea, Rhabditida, Trichostrongylidae. The record is from the annotation of a GenBank genome assembly.